This is a messenger RNA of Durusdinium trenchii, 2286 nucleotides long. The record is from the annotation of a GenBank genome assembly. NCBI's taxonomy places the organism in Eukaryota, Dinophyceae, Suessiales, Symbiodiniaceae.
AUGAAAGACUAUCAGCGUCCUCCACAUCAAUUUUUGUUGAGCUCCAGAGUCCAACGGGGGAGACAGUUGUUUUGUUUAUGGUGGCUUUUACUGUCUUGGCCAGGUCGGCCACGAUCAAGAGUGAGUGGGACGGCAGAGUACCUGGCCAAAUGCGUUGGUUCUGGCGUGCCAUGCUCUCAGGUCGUUGGCUUUGCCAAGAAAGCGAUGGAAGAUGCCGUUGGGACUUCAUCCCAAGUUGCUUCCUGUCCAGUCGUGAGGGGUCUGAGCAAACUUAAAGCCAAUGAUGCAGAGGAUAGGCUUCACCCACUCCUUGCCAAGCACAAUCUGAGUUUGCCUAUAGAUCUGACCCCGCUAUCUGGGGACUUGCUGGAAGGGUAUCCUAGACUCAAACCUCUCCACUUCCUGGAAUACAUGGCAGCCAAUGGCUACCUGAACCGUCUUCUUGGAGGAAAGCAGGUGGCCGAGGCACGGCCGAUGCUUGAGGAGUUUUGGCGAAGGUUUGAAGUGUACCACCCCGACUUUGGUUUGUUUCUGGUGGACGACCCUGAUGUAGAGCUUGGGCUUUGCAUCCCAGUCUUUGCUCACGCUGAUGGCGGACGUGGUUACAAAAAGUCCGAGUUCAUGGUUUUUAACUGGAGCUCAGUAUGCGGAAGCGGGACUGCAGGCGGUAAUAAGAAAGAUCAUUCAUUCCGAAUGCUCAAGCGGGGGAAGAAAGAAGCCCAAAUCAACCUCUUGGGACACUCGUAUGGGACACACUACAUGUACUCCGUGAUGCCAGCUGCCUGGCACAAAGAUGACUCCUGUUUCCAGGCCAUGAUGACAGAGUUUGGGAAGGAUCUUCAUGAGUGUUUUGAGACUGGUGUGCUACAUCAAGGUUUGCGCUUGCGGCUCGUUGUUUUGGGCUUGAAAGCGGAUUUGAAGCUUCAGGCCCGUGCUGGCCGCUUUACACGAUGGUACUCCACUUGCAGGAAAGGUCCACUUGAUCCGACAAACCUCAAACAGAGUCCAGGGUUGUGUUGCUGGUUGUGUCCAGCUGGAGAUGUCCAAUUCCCCUUUGAGGAGAUUCACACAGAUUCUCCCAAAUGGUUUGAAGCUAUCGGGGAGUGGGCGCAAUGGGAAGAAACCCUGGCGGAGCAGAUUGUGGGAGAUGGCCUGACUUUUUUGCAGGCUUAUGAAUUCAAGCCGAAGCACGCCAUUGCCUUGUCGAACUUCACCAUUUUGGGUGGUGCAAUUGCAAAUACCCUGGCGAAUGCCAGGAGAAAGCAUCCGCAGCGCCCCUCCGAGCCCUUGAUCGAUUGGGAUCUGAUCCUUGCCAUGGAGCCCUUAACGAUCUUCGGUGCAGUCUUUGGCUCCCUGCUCUCCAAGAUUUUGCCCAACUUUGUGCUAACCUCAGCCCUGGUGAUCAUUUUGUCCCUCAUAGGUCAGCGGACGUUGAUGAAGGGCUGCAGCAUGUUCAGAGAGGAGAGCCGCACUCUUCGACCUGUGGAGUUUGAACUCAGCGACCGCGUAGCUCUAGCACAGGCCUCUGAUGUGCAAGACUACAUCGAGUUCCAGUCCGACAGCGAGCUAGCUCAUGGUGCACGUGGCUCAAGGCUGCGAUGCAAGAUCGCCGCCCUGACACUCUGCUUCGCUGGCACCUGCGCCUUGACUUUGCUGAAGGGCGGCGGUCGGAUGGCAUCUCCACUCGGGGUGGAGUGUGGCUCCAUCGGCUUUUGGCUGCUCUACUUUGGCGCCGUGCCCUGGGUCUUAGCCUUCGCGCUGGGCUUCAGGCAGAUGUUGGUCUCUGAGUUUCAUCAGAAGCUGCAACAAGGCUAUACCUUCCAGCCCGGUGAGGUCCGUUGGGACUCCCGCAACACGCUGCUCUAUCCCCUACUUUGCGCGAUCGCUGGUCUGUUGGCAGGGCUCUUUGGAGUGGGUGGUGGCAUCGUGAAGGGCCCUCUGAUGCUGGAGAUGGGCAUCAUGCCGUCGGUGGCCUCGGCCUCGGCGGCGGCCAUGAUCCUGUACACCUCGGCGGCGGCGAGCGCGUCGUUUCUGGUCUUCGGCUUGCUGCACCCGCUUUAUGGUGCCCUCUUCUUCUUCCUUGGCCUGAUCUGCACAGCCUUGGGCCAAUACGUCGUGGGGCAGUGGGUCCACAAGCAGAACCGUCAAAGCCCGAUCGUGCUCUCCAUUGGGACGGUGAUCUUGCUCUCAUCGGUCUUCGUGGCAAUCAACACCGUGGUGAUCUCCAUUGGCCGCACUCGUGCAGAGCUCUUGGCCUUCCAUGGCGUUUGUGAUAGUGCAGCGUAG